Staurois parvus is the source of this 464-nucleotide messenger RNA. NCBI's taxonomy places the organism in Eukaryota, Metazoa, Chordata, Amphibia, Anura, Ranidae. The record is from the annotation of a GenBank genome assembly.
AUGGGCCCCUGUACCGCCUCCUCAUGCUGCUGCCAGGCCCCUAAUCUGCCAUGGGCCCCUAUACCGCCUCCUCAUGCUGCUGCCAAGUCCAGAGUCUCUCAUGGGUCCCUGUACGGCGUCCCAUUGCUGCUGUCUCCAUCGCCACACUCUGCCAUGUGCCACUUUCAGGUCUCCUCACACUGCUGGUGUGUUCCAUUUUUUGGCAUAGGGUGCUGGCAGAUUACGGGCCUCCAUAGCUGCUGCCAGGCCCCUAAUCUGCCAUGGGCCCCUGUACUGCCUCCUCAUGCUGCUGCCAGGUCCACAGUGUCUCAUGCCAUGUGCCACUUUCAGGUCUCCUCACACUGCUGGUGUGUUCAAUUUCUUGACAUAGGGUGCUGGCAGAUUACGGACCUCCCAUAGCUGCUGCCAGGCCCCUAAUCUGCCAUUGGCCCCUAUACCGCCUCCUCAUGCUGCUGCCAAGUCCA